ACCCUUUUUAAUCGGAUAAAGUUUAAACUGAACCAUACGAAAGGACUCGCUCGUCGACGACGACGACGACCAGAUAUGCUGGUAAUUGAACCGGCGACCGCCGUCCGUAUCCCCACCGGCGGCUUUCCACGGGACUGUCGUUUUCAUUCUCACGCAAGCAACUUCUUCUCCAUUCCCUUGAACAAGUUCUCUAGAAGGAAUAAUUUGAUAAAGAGCAGGAUUAGGGCUUCUCUUGGAGAGCUUUCUGGUCCUGUAAAACAGGUGAAACCUCAGCUAUAUCAUCCCUCUGAGGACAUUUCAGAUUGUGAAGAAUUGGAUGAGAAUGGAUACGCCAUACUUAGACCUGCAGAAGCUAGUAGGACUAUUAUUGAGGCAAACAGCCAAGCGUUGCUUAUGUUCUCAGGUCUGGUCAGUGACGGAGUCUAUGAGAAUAUUUUCUUGCCUGAUUUGCCUUAUGUCAAGGGUGAACAUGGAAGUAUAUAUUUCCAAGUGAAAAAUGAUGAAGACAUUCUGCAAACUCUUGCUUCUGGGGAUAACCUUGUGCAAGUCAUAAUAGGCUUAGAUACCACAGAAAUGGUCAGUGAGAUGGAGUCAUUAGGUCAAUCAGAGGAUGAUUCUGGUUUUGAGGAUGAAGAUAGUGAUGUUGACGAUGACGAUCAAGAUGAGGAUGAUGAGAGUGACAACUAUGGAAAGGAUUGGGUUUCAAUUCUAGAAGAUGAUAAGGACUCUGAUGGAUCCCUUGGUGACUGGGCAAAGUUAGAGACCAUGCGUUCUUACCAUCCGAUGGAUUUUGCUAAACAGCUAGCAGAGUUUGUAUCAGAUGUUCCUGUUAAUUACAUGGACCAGCCUCCUGCUGGUCUUGCUAUUCAAGGCCUUCUGAGACCUGCAUUUGUUGAAGAGGAUUCCAUCAUCAACGAGCAUAUGUUUGACUAUCAGUCAAAUGAUGAAGAAGCAAAUCAGAUUGCUGAAAGUAAAGAAGAAGAUGUAGGUGUUAUUAAUGGCCUUGGGCAUGUAGUAGGUCCCUCUCAAGAUGUUAAAAUUUUGGAAGAAGAAUCGCAGACGGAUCAGAGCUUGGAAAGUGGGAAUUCAUAUUAUAAGCUAGAGGUUAUCAAAAUGCAAUUGAUUUCAGCACAUGGAAAUCAGGCUGCCGUUGAAGUGGAAGAUUUUAGCAGGUCCCAACCUGAUGCUAUUGCACAUUCAGCUGCCAAAAUCUUAUCUUGGGUAAAAUCUGGUGGAGACAAGACAACACAAGCUCUUAAAUCAUUGUGUUGGAGAUGCAAGGGCAUUCAAGUGGAGGAGGUGGCUCUUAUUGGCGUGGACAGCCUUGGAUUUGAUGUGAGAGUGUGUUCUGGUAGACAAGUUCAAACAUUGCGGUUUGCAUUUAAAAAUCGGGCAUCUUCGGAGUAUAGUGUUGAGAGCCAGUUGAAUUGCUUACUCUUCCCUAUAGCCCCGGGCAAGCAGCAGAAGAAAGAAGUUGUUCACCAAUCAGAACAACUCUCAUGAUAUCAUCAAACUUCUUUUUGGGCCACCUUUGUGUAAGUUAAACUAUGGCUAACCCUUUGUGUUUCAUCACUUUAUGUAACAUAGAAACAAGCCGAAUUACUUGUUAUAGCAUAAUCCAUUGCCUUGUAGAGUUCUCAGUCUAUGCAAGUUCCGUAAUUUACAUGUGGACGUGAUGA
Messenger RNA from Cynara cardunculus var. scolymus (artichoke), 1679 nucleotides. RefSeq lists its product as uncharacterized. Bases 76 to 1503 code for a protein of 475 amino acids. The transcript has 10 exons. The record is from RefSeq and is a predicted model, not a curated record. NCBI's taxonomy places the organism in Eukaryota, Viridiplantae, Streptophyta, Magnoliopsida, Asterales, Asteraceae.